AUGACAAGAUUAAAAGAAGUUCAACCACUAAACAAGCAACCAAUAAUUAACCAAGAACAACCCGCCAAAGUUGUUAGUUGUGAGGUAAAGGGAGGAAAAUUAAUAACCCAAUUGGACGAUGGAAGAGAAGUUAUUAUUGCGGUUAACUUGCUAACUAAAUAUGGAAUAUUAGAGGAGGACACUAAACCCGAACAACUAAAAAGAUAUGAAUUACAAAAUGAAGGAAGGUAUAUUCAUUUUACCGAAACUGAUGAAAUAUUACCCGCUCGGAUAAUUAGCAAAGGAAUAUUUGCUCCUUGUGAGGAAGGGAGAGAGGAAUAG
Messenger RNA from Ambispora leptoticha, 321 nucleotides. The record is from the annotation of a GenBank genome assembly. NCBI's taxonomy places the organism in Eukaryota, Fungi, Glomeromycota, Glomeromycetes, Archaeosporales, Ambisporaceae.